This is a messenger RNA of Trichoderma asperellum CBS 433.97, 1045 nucleotides long. RefSeq lists its product as uncharacterized. NCBI's taxonomy places the organism in Eukaryota, Fungi, Ascomycota, Sordariomycetes, Hypocreales, Hypocreaceae. The record is from RefSeq and is a predicted model, not a curated record. Gene Ontology annotation, biological process: vesicle-mediated transport. Gene Ontology annotation, cellular component: membrane.
AUUGUUGAUCGGGAGACAAGAAACCCCCCUCUCUUCUCUGCGAGGGUUUAUUUCGAGGCUUUGCCGUGUCGAUCGGGCGUUUACCUUGCGCGCUGCUGCUGCUGCUGUCAAACUUUGGGGAUACGAUCUUCGGCCUAUUAUGGCUUCUGCCAGUUUUCGAGAUUCCAUUAACUCCCUGGGCUGGAGCCGUCGUCAAGAUGCGCCCAUCACAACGUCACAGCAGUCAUCUGGCCUCCUAUCCUCUCUCCAGAGUCUGAACCCUUUUCAAGAUCGUGGAUAUACGGUUCUUCCCACAUCGGAAGGUCCUGGAGCGCCUCUGCCGGCGCCCAGUCGGCGUGAAGAAGAGGAGGGCUGGUUCGUUUUGAGUCGAUGGGACCGCAUGCUGGUAUUUGCCUUUUGCAAUCUCGCUGCCGCUGCCUGUUUCGUCAUCUGCUUCACCCUCUUCCCUGUCCUUUCUCUGAGACCACGCAAAUUUGUGAUUCUAUGGACAGUUGGAUCGGCACUCUUCCUGGCAUCUUUUGCUGCCAUUAUGGGACCUAUGAAUUACAUCUAUCAUCUUUUCUCCGCGCCUAGACUACCUUUUACCGCUGCCUACUUUGGAUCCAUAGCAAUGACUCUCGUGUUUGCUAUCAAGGUCCAUAGCACCAUCCUCACCCUUUUCGCGUCCUUGAUUCAACUUGCUGCCUUGAUUUGGUAUUUGGUCAGCUAUUUCCCGAUGGGUUCCACGGGUUUGCGCCUCGCUACUUCGUUCGGAGCAAGACAAGCAACUGCAUGGCUUUCAGGGUGAGUGCCGGUCGAGACGUAUUAGCAAGCGGGGUUCCAUCAUCCGCCGAAAUAAAAGUCCUCCCCAUGAUGCUCCUUUGAUAGGAUUUUGUUACUUUGUUUUAUAAUGCUUAUGGAUAUAUGUACCAUGUGAGAAGCCUAGCCAGAGCCUCAAACCAUUUCAAGAAUAGCCAGUUGCUGGGUAGUAGCACAUUCUAGCGAUAUGGGUAAAUCUGAUAAGAAACAUGCUAUAAUCUGGAAAUUUACCGAUACCAGUUAUCCA